AAAUCCUGUUCUCCAUUUUUCUGUCUUCCAUUUUUUCUAUCCAACCAAACACCCAACCAAAUGAAUUCUGAAACUGCAGAAGAUCAGUUCGAUCGUCUUCCUGAUUCACUGCUUCUUCUCAUUUUCAGCAAAUUGCCCGACGCCCAAUCCCUCACCGUCUGCCUCUCCGUCUCCAAGCGCUUCGCUUCCCUGAUUCCGCUUUCCGACGCCGUUUUCCUUCCAAUUCGUCCCCGCAAACGCCACCCUGCGCCCAACAGGGGAUCGAAUCUAAAUCUGAAUCUCUUCACGCUUCUUCGAAAGGAGUUGAUAGCGAAAUCACUUAGGUGUUUUAAUUGCUUCACGGAUUCCGAACCGGCUACUGAUCCACACCGAGAAGAAGAAGAAGAAGAAGAAGAAGACGGUGACUGCUAUUACUGGGCGAGACGAGUUUUGAAGAAUUUCAUAGGGAUUAAAUCUCUGUACAUCGAGCUUCCCUCCCAUGGCAGUAGGAUCAGACCGUUUGGGAACGAUUCCCUACUCAAGUGGCAUGCUGAGUUCGGCAGCGAGUUGAAGAGCUGCGUUGUGCUUGAAGCGACGUCGUUUCAGAAAGGCAAGCUCUCAUCUUUGGAUCAAAUUGGGGAGGAACACCAGAUCCAGCAAACCCUAACUGAGGAUGAGCUCACAAGUCGAGUGGUAUGGACGUUUUCCUGCCUAAUUUCCGCAUCUGCAAGGCAUUUCUUGUUCAAGCAGCUCGUAACAGAACAUCCAGAGCUUCAGCAGGUUGUGAUCUCCGAUGCGAACAAGCAAGGGGAGCUUCGGAUGGGAAGUGAGGAGCUUUCCGAGAUAAGGAACUCACAAGAGGAUUCAGAAAUGACGCUGUGGGGGACAAGUGAGGUGCCGGAGAAGAGCUUGAAGUUAUGGUAUGUGCCGGUGCUGGAGUUACCGGUGUCAGGGUGGGUGAUGAGAGGAGCAUCACUUGCUGUGAUAACUGGUAGUGAUGGGGAGAUGGAGGAGGAAAACGGUGAGGAUGAUCCGUUGGUUGGGUGUUUUGAUGGGGAAGGAGAAGAAGAGAAGGCCUUCAGCGAAGCUGUGAGGAAGAUGAUGAAGGUGAAGGAGAGCUACUUGAUGACAAUAAGUUCCUUGUAAAUGUAUGUUAGAAAAAUGUUGUUUCCAAAUCUUUUUCAUUUUUUUGUUGUAACCACUUUCAACUAAAAAAAGAAAGUAUUUUUUCUAUCUUUUUUGUACUCCUCAACAUUCAACGAUGGCCUCAAUGCAAUGCUGCGCAGACACAUUACUCAAGCAAACUCCACAUAGCCAAUUCCCAAUGGCAUUCUACGAGAGCCCCUAUGAGAUCUGGAAGACACAGCAGCACCAUGACAAGAUUGUAAAGAAAAUGGAAGAGCAAAG
Messenger RNA from Rubroshorea leprosula, 1386 nucleotides. The record is from the annotation of a GenBank genome assembly. Lineage: Eukaryota; Viridiplantae; Streptophyta; Magnoliopsida; Malvales; Dipterocarpaceae.